This is a messenger RNA of Marchantia polymorpha subsp. ruderalis, 4795 nucleotides long. Lineage: Eukaryota; Viridiplantae; Streptophyta; Marchantiopsida; Marchantiales; Marchantiaceae. The record is from the annotation of a GenBank genome assembly.
CCGGGAUAUCAUGCCAUCAAGGACACGCAUUCUUAAAUCUGCAUCAAAUUUGUAUCUGCAAAAGCGAGAACUUAACCUGCAUGGGGAGAUUCGGUUUGUUGAUUAAGCGGUUGUAACGUAAUUUGACGUGGAUGUACUUUUAGAGAGAGGAGAGAUCGGGGCUACGCGACAGGGCUAGGACUAAGUUUUGCGGACGUUUGGCCGGAGGAGGUCUGGAUCGAAAAGACUGUAGGCCAGUUCUGUUAGCGCCUGGAAGGGUUACAAAUCUCACGUUCUACGCAUGACGUGGUAGUUAGCGAUCCGACAAGAAAGAUGCUUCUACGUUGGCGGUGUUGCGGUACUGACAUCUCCGCCAUCCGGUUCUGUUGGUUAUUUGCCGAAAAAGAAGAAGGCGAUCAAUGAAUGGCGAGGGCUGUACGUUCGUUCGUCCGAUGUUCACCCGAUAUCUACAAAGGACGAACAGCCAGCACCUCGUCCCUCCCCCUCGGCCUCCAACGGUUCGUUCCGCGGAAGGACCCUCGGGACCCUCGGGACCCUCGGAGCCUUGCUCCUCACUCCUCCGCCGCGCGCCUCGAUCGCGCUCGGACUUUGGCCCUCGUCAAUCUCUCCAGCCAUGACGCGACGUCGAGCGAGCGGGCAGCCCCGUGCGAGCCCCAAAGCGGCACCAGGAUUUCGUCUUUGCUUCACGGGAAAGUCUACAGCGCAGCAGAGAAGCGCAGCGCUCUUUUCCUGGGCACCUACUCUUUUGGCUGCACUGCGACUUCCUUCGUCCUCCGGGAUCGCCAUCAUUGAGCGUGAUGCCCUCACCCUUCACGGAGCUCGACCUGAAGCGGUUGUUUCGCUUCGUGCGUCUUCUCUUAUUUAACGAUCCGGUAGGUGUUUAGGGCCACCGCAUCGGUGGAAAGCCAGACUCGCUCUUUACGCUUAGUUUGGUUUUAGUUUGUUUGCGAUCCGGACGGCUCUUCGUCGACCCAAGUCCUGCUCAUCGUCUUCCUUUCUGUCUUCUCCCUCUUUCGAUCUCAUCAUUAUUGCGCGAGAGCGCCCGAUAUCGCAGCGUCCUGUUCGUUCACGGAGAUUGAGCUUGGAGUGCAAGUCAGACUGUGUGAUAUAACUGGUAGGUUAAAUAACGUACCCGCAAUAUUCUUUCAACGCUGGGGGCUGAAGCAAUUCAUGCGUUGUGAUUUCGGUCGGAUUCGGGUCCUGUUUGCCCAUGAGCGCCAACAAACCCAACAUGGCCAUCAAGUGAAUUCCACUCCGCCUGCACCCGAAGUGAUAGCGUAACCUACUACGUACUUCUACGGUGGUACUGAACCGGCUCACGCCUCACAACUUGCAUUCCUUGGUUGAUGGGAAGCAAAUGCAAUGCUUCGGCCUCGAGGGUUGGGCAGUUGGUUGGUUCGGUGAGAAUGGGGUAGACCCGUGAAUUGGAAGUAACGACAGAGAGACAGUUCCUUUGUCAUUGGAGGUGCACGCAUUGUGCAUUGAGGAGUGCUGUGGUUCGGAGGGAAAGAUCCUCCGAUCUUUCAAAGCACAUAGACAAAAAAAAAUGUGUUCACAUGUCUCCAGCGUAAAAAUUUUGGAUUGUCUGACUGACUCGCGCUGACAGGCGAUGAGGGUGAGUCAUCAUGUUUUUUUAAGACUUUUCAAGGGAAUCGUUCGUUUCCCUUGUGAUUCGGGUAAGGUGAGAUCCAGUGUAGUGCGGAUGACAUUCAAGUCCAAACGAACUGAUAUCACUGCCCGUGACAAGGGAAUUCUAACCGAAUAGAAUCAUUGUGGUUUCUAGUUGCCCUCCGCGCUCUCUCUUUCUCUCUCCUGCUCCGGCAAUAAAACAGUUACGCUUGCUUGUUUGAUCACAAGGACGAGCACUUCGGCAUUUAUCAUGUCCUGUAUCUAGAGUCCAUGGCCUUCUGCUUCCAGCCCGGUUACCCGGCCCCUUUGUUCUCGCAGCUGCAGUGGAGUCAGUCAAUGGUCAGAGAAACAACAGUCGCUAUGCAUGUCUUGUCAAUCUUCCCUCACUCGAAUUUAAUUCUUCCCGCUGAAAGUGCCAUACAUUGCACAUGUAAUGGUACCAUUACAUUCGUCCCAUUACGUUCUCCGGAAGAAAACUGAUUCUAGACGCUUGGUGUAACUUGAGCUCGGCCUGGGAAGCCGUUUGGUCUCCCCAUGAGUUGGCUCAAAACAUAGCCAAAAUUGAUGUGUGGAGAUACUCAUUCAACAGGAUUUGAGAUGCUCUGCGAAUUUCACCAUCAUGCUGCAUCAUAGUUUGUCAUUGUGAUGCACAUGUGUAUCUGUGUCUGUGGGUUUGGUGUUUGGGCUCACGCAAUGUUCGCGUGUGAGGAGCAUUAUGGUACAUCAGUUUCCCAGCCAGCCAUCAACUUUCCGUUUUGCAUACAGUACAGCACUAUCGUAGCUAUUAUGAAAUGAUUAUUCUACAAGAUAUUACAAAAGACAAGAAGCCUGCACCUCUAACCAUCUGCAAGAAUUGAUCUUUAAUUGGGGCAUACACACACAGAGUUUUCCUCGACAUGGAGGAAACUUCUGGUUGUCACAUCUUUGAUCAUUAGAAAACCGAGUAAUAUAGCAAAAAGGACCUCAUCAAGUCGUACAAGACAAGCCGCAGGGCCUGGUGAUCACGAGUUCAGAUGCAGAUUUUAUGUGCAGUCAGUGGGUUACACACUCAAGGGUAUGUAUCUAACAACAAAGGCUAACGUAUCUGCGAGCCGAGAUUCUCACCAUUGGGUAUUCGCCAUCCAUCCUCAGCAGUACAAGGCCUGGAAACUUCACUCUCUGAGGUCCAAGAGCUGCCGAUACAACUGACACCCACACGGUCAUCAUUGCGGAAAGGUUGGAUGGAAUAAUGCCAGGUUCAACCACAAGGAUGCUGGCCGGUUACCGAGCCAGCAGUUGCUAGAAGCUCGAACACGAGGCAUUUGAACUCGGCCUUAGAAUGUCUGGACUCCGGUUCUCAUCCAAGACGGUGGACGGUGGACCUAGCAAAUAGAGACAGCUAGAUGAAAGUGAGGCGUUUCAAGUCCCCUUGGGAUUCCGUCCGUCCUCUAGCUGUGUGUGCCUGUCUGGUGGGGCUGAGUUUUGCCCAUCUCCUCGCAUGUUACUCUGCUCCCCUAGUCACUCGCUAGUCUCUACUCUACUCUACUCUAGCGUAUCGUAUCGUGAUCGCUCGAGCGGAUUCUGAAUUCAGCUGGGUUCUGUUCGGUUGGACCGCGUUCAGACUGACCAUGAACUGGGUUAAUCCAUAUCGUGCAUGACUGGACUGGGAUAGAAGGCAUGCCAUGUCUAAAUCGUAUAUCGUAAAGUUUCGAAAGAAGCAACUUGCAACUUGCUCUGACAGUAUAUUUAGUGCUGCUGCCCAGUCAGCGCGUAAACGCAAAGGUAGGGAGGGCCUUUCUGGUGCCUUUCUCACUUUCCGUCCUUCUUUGGAUCCUUUCCUACAGAAAGGGACCUUCUACAGUACUGUACGAGUGGAGAGAGAGAGAGAGAGAGAGAGAGUGUGAGAGUGUGUGUAUGGGAGGAGAGAGAGACCCAGAGAGAGAACUCAAAGAAGUGAAUAAGGAGUGUAUUUCUGAUGGCGACUCAUAAAGGGAAGAAACUUCUUAAAUUACACGGGACUCCUACUACUUGAUGAGAGAUCAUAUGAAACGUCAUCUGUCGACGACAGACAUGACAUUUACGCUGGUCCUUGCCAUUGGCUGCCGAUGGCAGGCUCUUUCUGCCUCAGCUGAGAAGCAGUCAAUGAUCGGAAUUGAAUUUCAGAAAUGCAGCUUGGAUGUCGACGUUGUCAGGCACAGAGACGGGUUGGAGAUAUAUAUAUAUAUAUAUAUAAUAUUAGUUUGUGAAGCACUUCACUCGUUUCAAAUAACACCUUGACGUCCCAGCCUACCAUGCUGCCCUGCUCCCUCACGAUAGAGCUAUGAAGUGAGGUGAGGGGACGGGAGGGGAGGGGAACCAUGAAUAAUUUUCCCAGACUCCCAGUUGCUUUCGUGAGAUUGACGUAUUCGACACAGCAGUCAUAAGUUUCGGAUUAUACAGAUAGAUACUUUCAGUCCAUGGCGGCAAUUCUAUCUGUUGUAUGGCAUACGCGCCUCAAUCUAGCUAAUAUUUAUCUAUCGAUGCCUGCCAGUCCGAGGGCGUGAUGCUCAUUGUAUAUUCCAUUCGUCCGGUAGUGCUUUGCAAUUCACGACAAUGAAGUGUCGUAGGGGCUCCAUCGACAGGGUAUGACCUGUCAUGAAUGUGCUUUUCUCUAAGCACAACUGUUUGUUUGGUCUCCAUCGCAGCCAUGGCCAAGAAGCUAGAAACAGGUGCGGGUAUCGACCUCAUCGUUACAGAACUGUGCAUGCAUUGGACAGUCGGGAUCGAUACAAACGAUCUGACUCGGGGAACGUGUCUGAGCGCUGAUUGAAUGCGCCAGUCUGGCUCAAUUUGGUGCCAGGGCCUCUGUGGGCGACUCCGCGGUCCUUAGCAAGACCAAUAUAGCAAUCACAUGAAGGCUUGAGUAUUUGCCACUCCUACUGCUCAUGUGCACGAGUGGCGGGCGGGGUGGCGCUGGGAUUUUUCAGGCCUCCUCCGGCCUCUUGGCAGGCCCCAAUUCGGUGCCCCUCGUCCAGCCUGGCCGAGCCUCGCGAGCCCCGGCCGAGCUUCGACGCAUCGGCUGACCGCCCCCCCGCACCAUUUAUCGCUUUUGACAUUUUCUUCGUGCUGCACUCACUGCGCGCACGAGCCCGCCUCCGCCUUUGCCAUCUAUAUAUUCCUCCGCAGUCCGCGUGAAGUCCGAUGUACG